Messenger RNA from Thlaspi arvense, 519 nucleotides. Lineage: Eukaryota; Viridiplantae; Streptophyta; Magnoliopsida; Brassicales; Brassicaceae. The record is from the annotation of a GenBank genome assembly.
AUGGAAUCUCCGCCUUGGCAUAAUAUGUUUUCAUCGUUCUCUCGGUCAAUAGAAAAAGAUAGGUCAUGGCUGCCUCUGUUAGUUUGGAUUGUCGGUUUAUUAAUCGCCUUUAUCAUAAUACUAAUUUGCCAAAAGCGUGAACAAACUCCUACGGAAUCAGCACUUGAGACUCGCGAAAAUUCUCGUCAACCACAAGACAUCGAAACCGGACAUCUAACGCCGCCUCAGCUUAGGUCUCUGCCUCAACAAGACACGGAAACCGGAUAUAUGACGUGGAUCAACCAACUUUCGAUAGAAACGACCAUCUUGGAGUUUAAAGAUAUCAAGGAAGAAGGAUUUGAUGAGAUUUGUUGUUCAAUUUGUCUUGAAGAGUUUGAAGAUGGGCAUGAGAUUAUCUGUAUAAAGAAGUGUAGACAUGUUUUUCAUCCUCUUUGUAUUGAUUCUUGGCUGAAACAGAACCGAAGCUGUCCGAAUUGUCGAUGCUCCCUUAAUGCAAGAAAGAGGAAAGAGAUACGGUAG